Messenger RNA from Penicillium arizonense, 1647 nucleotides. RefSeq lists its product as uncharacterized. Gene Ontology annotation, molecular function: protein kinase activity; ATP binding. The record is from RefSeq and is a predicted model, not a curated record. The transcript has 9 exons. Gene Ontology annotation, biological process: spliceosomal complex assembly; protein phosphorylation; regulation of mRNA processing. NCBI's taxonomy places the organism in Eukaryota, Fungi, Ascomycota, Eurotiomycetes, Eurotiales, Aspergillaceae. The coding region runs from base 1 to 1647 and encodes 548 amino acids.
AUGGGUACGAGCUUGAUCCUUUAUAUCCACCCUCCUUGGUUGACUGGAACAUACUCUCCAGCCAAAGGGCCACUGAUGAGCGCUCAGUCCAUCAUGCCUAGGAACUCUACCAACAUCCGCCGUGCUUUCUCUUCCACCGCUACCACCGCUAAAGCCCUGCUCGAGAUCAUCUGGGAGGGAACCAAAUCACAUCCAAAAUAUGAAGAUCUUCUUAAGGAAAAGAUGAAGAAGAACCGAAAGUUGGCUGGAGCUGACAAAGUCAAAUUUGCUGGAGAACCUCAUACAUCUGAUAAAGACAAAGAGCUGCGCGCUUCCGGUCAGAUUUUUCAGGGGCAGUCUCGUCUCACUUCUGUCCACGUCUAUGCGAACGGUUCUGUCGAAUAUUCCAAAGCAAGUUUCAACGGCGCGCAGGAAGCCAUGUCCCCGGUCUGGGCACUUAAACACCGCCCUUGGCCACUGUCAACGGCGGUCGCUCCCAAACUUCCAAUGAAUGAAGCCGUCGAAGAGGAACGUACGCCAUACUAUGACCCUGCGCGUUUUUAUCCCGCACGUUUGGGGAACGUUCUCAAGGGCCGGUAUCAACUCGCAACCAAACUCGGUUAUGGAAGUAGCUCAACUAUCUGGCUUGCUCGGGAUCUAAACCAAUGGCGCUGGUUAAGAGAGAAAUACGUUGCUCUCAAGAUCAAUUCCAGUGCUCAUCAUUCUCGAGAGAACGCUGCUCAAGCUGAACUUGACAUCCUAAGACAUGUCUCUGAUGCAAAUCCCCAGCACAAGGGUUGGGGAUUCAUCAGGCGUCCUCUCGAUUCAUUCAUUUUAGAGCAUGGGUUGGCGAGACAUCUCACUCUUGUCUUCGAGCCUUUGCGAGAACCACUGUGGAUAUACCGCAAAAGGUUUAUCGAUGAUGUGAUACCUUCAGACGUGCUGAAAAUAUUACUUCAAAUGGUGCUGCAUGGACUUGACUAUCUCCACUCUGAGUGUCAUGUUAUUCAUACCGAUUUGAAACCAGACAAUAUAAUGAUCAAAAUUGAGGAUCCGUCUAUUUUGGAGGAAUCUGCCAGAGACGAAUACGAACAUCCUCUGCCACAGAAGAGUUGCUCAGAUGGCCGCACAAUAUAUCUCUCUCGGAAUGACUUCGGCAUCUCCGAAAAGACCACAGGAAUUAUCCAGAUCACUGACUUCGAUUUAUCUGUCCGCGGGGAUAAGCCAAAUAGAGGGUGUAUCCAGGCGGAAAUAUAUCGAGCCCCAGAGGUUAUUCUGGAUGCAGGCUAUUCAUACAGUGCCGAUAUCUGGAGCUUAGGAGUCAUGUUAUGGGAUGUCCUUGAAGGCAAAAAGCUAUUCAAGGAAGUUGACCCCCUCCAAGUUCAAGGAUAUGAUGAGCUUAACCAUCUUGGCCAUAUCUCUGCAUUGUUAGGCCCUCCUCCAAAGGAGCUUUUAGACAAAGGAACAAGAACUGAUCUCUUUUACAAAUCUGAUGCACAAUUUAAAGGCACAACUAUUGCACCGUCGGACUUCAACUUUGAAAAUUCAAUACGCAACAUACAUAAUGAGGAUAAGAGGAUGUUCAUCGAGACGAAUAAUUGCUGCGAGAUUGUCUUCGAGAUCUUCGAGAACGGCUACAGCCAGUGCUGUCCCCAGACUGAUCCCUAG